AUGCCGUCUGAGAUGAGGUCCUGCUGCGCCUGGGCAGAGAUGGAACCCCCGGCGUCUUUGCGGGGCAUGAUAGUUGGAGGAGAAAAUGUCGCUGUGACGGUGACAUUUGUGAAGAUUCUUUCGACCAAUCUACAACAACAGAAAAAGCUAUUAUUUCUCACAACGACCCUUCCAGCUACAAGCCAACCAACCCAAAAUCAUCUCCACCGAACCGCGAUAGAGAGUAUUUCCAGAGAUGCAGUUGAGGUCCGUGAAUUCCAGGGCAUGUGCCGUUCCCUACUCGUAUCUAGGAAUUCGAAGAAAACCGAGUACUUGGCAGUCUAUUGUCAUUGGUCAAUAUAUUCCCAGAGAAAAAAAACACUUCAGCGCCUUGCCAUCGAUCCGUCUUUGCCGCUCGUCCUCGUUGGGACGCUGUGCGAUACGCUCUAUUUGCGGGCGCGCCUGCUCAACGAAUGCAGGCGGGAGUCUGGCAAACAUCCAGUCCAAAAGCGGGUCCGUCCACCGCGCAUCCACCUCCUCCUCGGCCAAUUCGGCCCGGAGUGCAUAUAUUACCAGCUCGGGGAAGCGCAACAGCUCUAUUUCGCACCAGGGAGAGACAGGAAAAGCGGUGUAACGGGCCCAACGAAGAAGGCUGGGGAUCAAGGGCUGCAUGCUAUGUGGUGA
Messenger RNA from Mycena indigotica, 663 nucleotides. RefSeq lists its product as uncharacterized. Bases 1 to 663 code for a protein of 220 amino acids. The record is from RefSeq and is a predicted model, not a curated record. Lineage: Eukaryota; Fungi; Basidiomycota; Agaricomycetes; Agaricales; Mycenaceae. The transcript has 2 exons.